UUUCAGGAUAAGUAUUCUCGUGUGAUGAGAGACAAGGCGGAGUUGACGGACAAGGCAGACAUGUUGGAGCACAUGGUGACUCAGCUACAAGGGGAGACGGACACUAUAGGCGAAUACAUCUCCCUGUACCACCACCAGAGGGCACUGCUCCAGCAGCGGGAACAUCAAAAGAAUGAUUACAUCACCCAGCUGGCCAGGGACAGAGAGGAGAUGCAGGGUAAGCUCGGCCAGCUCCAGGCCUUGGUGAUGCAGCUUCUGGGGGAGAGGAACAUGCUGCACAGCUACACCGAGGAGGCCUCGCGACCCGCCGACAACUCCGACCUCGAGCAGCAUCUCAACUCCUCCAUUUCACACAAACAGGGCCACAAACAUCACCAUCAUCAUAGGAGUGCGAUGACGAAUGGCGUCAACAAUAACUAUGAGUGGCCCGACUACACAAGUUCAGAGAGCGACAGUGAGAGUGAAGUGGAACCCAUAGUGGGUGGAACCCAUGACACCGACUCAGCCACACCCACUGAAGAAAUCAACCAGCCAAUGUUAACUGAUACUCCAUCCCCUGACCAAUCACUAUCCGCAGAGAACACAGACAUGAAUAUUCAUGAGGAACAUCAUGCACAUGUCACCAAACAUAUGCAUCGAACUCUUCCAGAGGAGGACCAAACCGCACACCGAAUUCUUCAUUUACUGUCAGAAAUCGGCCAUUCCAAUUUGGUGGAGAAGGCGCCUUUCACGGAAAGGAACUUCCUACCAUGCAAGUUCUGCCAAGGGCCAAUCCAUAUUGUUUAACAGAUGUACAAUCUAUGUAGAUAUGUACAUAAACUGAAUGAUAUUGUAUAGACACGACGACUGGGUUGGGGUAUGCUGGAAACCCACGCCACUAAACUACCUGCUUUGUUUGUGAGGAGCAGACUCAAUAACCAUGCCUUGACUAACAAACUGACCAUCUCAGCGUUGUCCGAAUGUCGGACCAGACUACAGAAAUCUCUGGGAAUGGUCUGAGGAGCAGCAUGUGAAUGUGUGUGGUGGUGAUCUUCCGGAUUUAGGAUGGACU
Messenger RNA from Haliotis rubra (blacklip abalone), 1051 nucleotides. RefSeq lists its product as uncharacterized. Gene Ontology annotation, cellular component: cis-Golgi network; Golgi cisterna membrane; Golgi apparatus. The transcript is spliced from 4 exons. The record is from RefSeq and is a predicted model, not a curated record. NCBI's taxonomy places the organism in Eukaryota, Metazoa, Mollusca, Gastropoda, Lepetellida, Haliotidae. Bases 25 to 786 code for a protein of 253 amino acids. Gene Ontology annotation, biological process: Golgi organization.